This is a messenger RNA of Naegleria gruberi, 1845 nucleotides long. RefSeq lists its product as uncharacterized. The transcript has a single exon. The record is from RefSeq and is a predicted model, not a curated record. NCBI's taxonomy places the organism in Eukaryota, Heterolobosea, Eutetramitea, Acrasida, Naegleriidae. The coding region runs from base 1 to 1845 and encodes 614 amino acids.
AUGAAAAAACGACAAGUUAGAGAUUUCUUCACGGUGCAUGAUUCGAAAAAGUUGAAACUCUGUGAUUCUGGAACAUUGGUUGAUUCGGAUGAUCAUGAUCACGUUGAUAAUGAUGAUGAUGAUGGGAAGAUGCAUCUGACGACAUGUGAUGAUCGCGAUGAAAAUAUUUCAUCUGAUGAUUUUAUUCUUCCUAUUGAAAUUAAAUUAUAUAUUUUGGAAUUUAUUCAAUUUCCAUUGGCUAGGUAUACUUCCCUGUCGGAGGCUGGUUUUUGGAAGGAAUUGAGAAAGAUUACUGAGGUUAGAAAUGUAAAUUUGAAUACAGGAUGGAAAAUUGCUAGAAAGAUUGUUAGAGAUCGAAUGAUCAAGGCGAUGUUUGGUUAUUUUGUUGGGAAGGUGACAAACUUGGUGAAGGAACGAGAAGUUCAUCAACUGUAUAAGCAUGUAAAUUAUGAAUACGUUGGAAUUUGGGGACAAGAUGAAUUUUAUUCGAAUUUGAGGUUUAGAGACUUGAAAUCGAUUGAAUUUUCAAAUGAUUAUUCGUUUGCUUGUAAAUUUGAUUACUGGAGCUAUAUGCCAAACUUGGAAUCGAUCAUUGGGUUGAAUAUUGAACUAGAGGGACAUGAAGAAAAGUUCAUUAAUAAUGUAAAUAGAGACAAAUUGACGAGUAUUUCUUUUGCUAAUGCUAAAGGAAAAUUAAUUAAUGACGGAAAGAGAUUCUUUCAAAGUUUACCAAAUCUAACUAGGUUGAAAGUGUCUCCUGCCUACGCUUCAGAUAUUAUGGGUUUGGAAAAGUUGAAACAUCUCACAUUUACUGAAGGAACAAUGGGAUUUGAUAAUUUACGAUCCAUAAUUGAGAAAAGUGAGAAUUUAGAAACUAUUGAUGUGAGCCAACUGAAACUAAUUGCAUCUCCAGACCGAGUUUUUACCAGUCCAAAGAAAAAAAUCAAUCUGAAAAGUAUUCAUGCAACCAAACAUGGAUUUACACAUCGAGUCUUUACGAAUCUUAUCAGGAGUGUUAACUUUUUGCCAAAUUUAACAGAUUUACGAAUUGGAAUUGCACAAACUGAGUUGUUUGUAAUGGAAAACUUUACUAACUAUUGCCGAGAGUACUCUAAUAUAGAACACAUCUCACUCAAAGGAUUUGAAUUCACUGCUGAGUGUUUUAGUGAAAUGCAAAAUUUAAAGAAAUUGAAAAGUAUUCGGGAUGCUACAUUGAGAAGUUGUGAGGAAUUGGCAAAUAUUCCAUCACUCAAAAUACUAACAAUUGAUCCAAAAUGUAAUCACUCAAUAGAUUUCUCUCCACUGCACCAAUUAGAAGGGCUCUCUACAGUAGCUUCACUUUCACUUUUAAGAAAUUUCAAAGAUUCUAACUUUCUUCCACGUUUAGGAAAACUUUCUUUGGAAAUUCAAAACGAAUUGGCAAUGGAUUCUAUUUCUAACGAAUUUCUAACUUUGGGAACUUUUAGACCUCAUCUGAUUAUCCAUCUUUCAAUUGCACCUUUAAUUUCUGAAGAUAAUUACCACAACAUUUUGUCAUGUCCAUUAAUUGAAAAUUUACAUGUCAAAUGUAAUCAAAUUCCCGAAUCAAUUCAAUUUAAUACUACUUUGAAAAAGCUAACCCAACACGUCAACUCUCUUUUCAUUAUACCUGACCACUUGGCAUCCAAUCAAACUAUUGAGGAAAUUAGAAUUUAUGGAAUGGAUCCAAAUUUUAUGAUUUCAAGUUCACAAGAAUUAUUUGAUUUUGUGGAAAAAUCAAAAGCUACUUAUAUUUCAUUUGUGGAUCCAGAUAGAGUUGGAUUUAUUGAUAAGGGAGAACAUGAUCCAGAUGUUUUGCUUUGGUAA